AAAUCAGAAAAAGGUUUAAAAAAAAUAUUAUUGUAUUCAAUUGGAAUAUUCUUGUCUUUAUAAUGUACAUACAGUACGUUUGGGCUGAAUCAUCAUCGUCUUCGUAGUUUCUUACAUAUCAGAGCCGCAUUGUCAAAACGAUUCAGUAGAUCUGUGACGACUUCCUCAAAAUCUCAUCAGAAUGAAGGCUCUUAUUCUAGUUGGAGGAUUCGGAACUCGAUUGAGACCGCUUACAUUCAGCAUUCCAAAACCCCUAGUUGAUUUUGGAAACAAGCCCAUGAUUUUGCAUCAGAUUGAAGCUCUAAAAGCUGCUGGAGUUACUGAAGUUGUAUUAGCUAUCAACCACCAACAACCAGAGGUGAUGUUAAAUUUUGUGAAAGAAUAUGAGAAAAAGCUAGAGAUGAAGAUCACCUUUUCUCAAGAAACCGAACCCCUCGGGACAGCAGGGCCUCUCGCUUUGGCUCGUGACAAGCUUAUCGAUGAAUCAGGCAAACCCUUUUUUGUGCUGAACAGUGAUGUUAUCUGCGAAUAUCCACUGCUCGAGAUGAUCGAAUUUCACAAGAAUCACGCUGCUGAAGCUUCAAUCAUGGUGACCAAAGUAGAUGAUUCUUCUAAGUACGGUGUGGUGGUUAUGGAGGAGGAAGGUAAAGAAGAAUCAAGAGUUGAAAGUUUCGUUGAGAAACCAAAACAUUUUGUAGGGGACAAGAUCAACGCUGGGAUAUACCUCUUGAACCCGUCUGUGCUGGACAUGAUCGAGCUGAGACGGACGUCGAUAGAGAAAGAGAUAUUCCCUAAGAUAGCGUCAGAGAAGAAGCUUUACGCCAUGGUGCUACCAGGUUUUUGGAUGGACAUUGGUCAGCCAAAAGAUUACUUAACAGGGCAGAGAAUGUAUCUCCGCUAUCUAAGAAAGAAUGCACCAGAGGAGCUUUUAGCGUCGUCCGGAGAUCACGUGAUCGGGAAUGUUAUUGCGGAUGAGACCGCGGUUAUAGGGGAACGAUGCUUGAUAGGACCUGAUGUGGUGAUUGGUCCAGGAUGUGUGAUUGAAUCCGGUGUGAGAUUGUUUGGUUGCACUGUUAUGCGCGGUUCUCGGAUCAAGGAACAUGCUUGUGUGUCUGAUAGUAUCGUGGGAUGGGAUUCAACCGUUGGAAGUUGGGCUCGUGUAGCUAACAUAACGGUUCUUGGCAAAGAUGUUCGUGUCGCUGAUGCAGAGGUUUAUAGCAGCGGGGCUUCUAUCCAAGAACAAAUCAUAUGACUAAUUAAUAUAUGUCCAGAAACUAUGAUUGUGUGUUUCUUUUUUUUUACUAUAUGAUCAUCAUAUGUCAGAAUCUUUUGAACCUUUGUGGUUUUCAAUUACUUUUCUUUCUUUUCAAAAAUGGUUCUUAUUUGACA
Brassica napus (rape) is the source of this 1389-nucleotide messenger RNA. Its product is annotated as probable mannose-1-phosphate guanylyltransferase 3. The record is from RefSeq and is a predicted model, not a curated record. NCBI's taxonomy places the organism in Eukaryota, Viridiplantae, Streptophyta, Magnoliopsida, Brassicales, Brassicaceae. Gene Ontology annotation, cellular component: cytoplasm. Gene Ontology annotation, molecular function: GTP binding; mannose-1-phosphate guanylyltransferase (GTP) activity. Gene Ontology annotation, biological process: cell wall mannoprotein biosynthetic process; GDP-mannose biosynthetic process. The transcript is spliced from 4 exons. Bases 182 to 1252 code for a protein of 356 amino acids.